CGCCGUAUUCACAAACCAAACUUAUCCUUAUACUUAUGACUUAAGUCACCGAACAGCCCUUAACGCGUUUCAAGAACCAACCUUAUACUUAUCGCAGAACUUUUCUCGUACUUAUCGCCGUGAUAAGUAAGGCUUGGAUAAGGUAGCCUCCGACCUACCUUAACGCUCACUUGUAAGCAAACAAAAUGGCGGCGAUGGACGACAACUUCGCGGAGUUUGUUAACUAUCUCGACCGCCACGAAGAAAUAUUGAGCGGGGCCGCGUUUUCAUACGCGUCUCCGCCACGGCGAGUGCCCAGGGAUCGCUUGAAUCCCAUGGAAGUGUACGACGAGUACGAGUUUUUGUGCCGCUUCCGAUUCAGCAAAAGUGCCGUCCAGCAGCUGCUCGCUAUGCUGCCUCUGCGGGAUAACACCGAUGGACGUGGGCUCCCUGUGCCGCCUCUCCUGCAGCUGCUCAUCACGCUACGUUUCUAUGGAGCCGGCACAUUUCAAAUUGUGACCGGCGACCUAGUGAAUGUUUCCCAGCCGACGGUGUCGCGGGUGAUCGAGCGCGUAUCCACUAUGAUCGCCAGGAGUCUCUUUCCUGCGCUUGUGAAGUUCCCCAGCGCUUCAGAAGUGAGCGGUGGGAUGCAAGCAUUUUACCGGAUUGGGAAGUUUCCCGGUGUUAGCGGGUGCAUUGACUGCACCCAUGUGCCAAUUAAGAGCCCCGGUGGUGACCACGCCGAGGUGUACCGUAACCGGAAAGGAUAUUUUUCGAUAAAUGUCCAGCCGUGCUAGAGUACUGUACGAGACUGGGAUCGUCCCCGGCAUUCUGCUUGGGGACAUGGGCUACGCCUGCAGGCCAUACCUCAUGACUCCUCU
Messenger RNA from Dermacentor silvarum, 860 nucleotides. RefSeq names its product putative nuclease HARBI1. NCBI's taxonomy places the organism in Eukaryota, Metazoa, Arthropoda, Arachnida, Ixodida, Ixodidae. The transcript has 2 exons. The coding region runs from base 186 to 776 and encodes 196 amino acids. The record is from RefSeq and is a predicted model, not a curated record.